AUGGCAAUGUCUGCUACAAAUCAGCUUCUUCCGCUUGAACUAAUUGACAAAUGCAUUGGUUCUAAAAUUUGGGUUAUUAUGAAAAGUGAACGAGAAUUUACCGGAACGUUGUUGGGUUUUGACGACUACGUCAAUAUGGUGUUAGAGGAUGUAACAGAAUAUGAAAAUACGCCAGAAGGCCGCAAGACUACAAAACUUGACAAGAUCCUGUUGAACGGGAAUAACAUAACUAUGCUCAUUCCCGGUGGCGAAGGACCGGAAAAUUAG
Funneliformis caledonium is the source of this 267-nucleotide messenger RNA. The record is from the annotation of a GenBank genome assembly. Lineage: Eukaryota; Fungi; Glomeromycota; Glomeromycetes; Glomerales; Glomeraceae.